Molecule: messenger RNA, 7877 nt
Organism: Ornithorhynchus anatinus (platypus)
Lineage: Eukaryota; Metazoa; Chordata; Mammalia; Monotremata; Ornithorhynchidae
Gene: ZC3H11A
Product: zinc finger CCCH-type containing 11A
Exons: 16
Coding region: 3659-6052 (797 amino acids)
Molecular function (GO): metal ion binding
Source: RefSeq, a predicted model, not a curated record
GUAUCUACCCCAGCGCUUGGAACAGUGCCUGGCACAUAGUAAGCCUUAGCAAAUGCCAUCAUUAUUAUUUGAGGAAGCUGCCCGGGAAGUUCAAGAGAGCCUAGCAGGGGUGAGUCAGGAGCUGUCCCAAAUCCGGCACCUGCCCCUCCUUCCCGGAGAACACGAGAAAAUGUUUCCAAAUCAAAGGGCCCACCCCAGCCCUCGGUCAUGUGGUUGAUUUAUCCUGAAGUCUUGAGACUGACACCCGGCUUAGUGUGGUGCUCUAAAUCCUCCUCCUUUAGAUCCAGGCUUUAAAGACAGCUUAGAUUUCGUACUGGAAGGCACCGAUUUAGAAACUCGGAAGCAUAUCCGUUUGGAAGAAAUUUCUAACCGUGGGUACUCCUCGUUGGAGGGUUAUCAGCAAGCAGAUCCAGGAAGUUUUAAGCUCCUCUGCUAUAGCAGGCACUGACUCAUUUAUUGCAGGAAAGGCUUCCAGCUGUAUUACCACAGAAAGCAGAAACUUCAGUAAUAGAAGAAUGCUCCAGGGCCAGGAAUCCCUCCAAAGGGGACCGUCUAAAUUACUAGCAUUGUUAACCCAAGUUGCCCGUCAGGAUUUAAGCUGCUCUCUCUCCCUGAAACGUGCAUUCUGAGGGUAUCCUUGCUUCUUCUCAGCCCGGAGCACAGACCUGGACUCUUGACAAUCUAGAACAGCUCGCGUUCUGGCAAACAAACCGAAAAACUGUCGACUCAGUUUCACUCCCCGAGGCAAGAUUGUGCAGAGUAAUGAGGCGUUAUAGCAACCGCAACUUUAAACUUCCUUUCCAUAUUGGACUGACAGAUUUACUUCCAAGGCCAGAUGCCGCUACCUUUCCGAACAGCUAAUGAAACGUAGGAUCUGUAGGAAAAUUCCGUUUUGGCUGGAAAACUAAAAAAUUUCCCACCAAGGUAGGACCAAAUUCAGACCAGAGCAUCGAUAGGAGAAGGAAUACUGUAUCUAGAAAUGGAUGGAACCCAAAAAUGGCAGCCACAACAAUUUAGGGCCCAAGAAAUUCUUCAGUGCCAUUUGAGGUGAAAACCUUUAUUGGUCUCUGCCCCGUAUUUAUGUAAACCAAGUCCUGAACAGGCCUUGGGUUAGUAUUUGCUGGUCGGUGAUUGGACUUAAGCAGAUGCCUGCAUCUAAAGGUUUUUCCCAUUGUAAAGAAGAUGACCCAGUUCCCAGUUGGACUGAACUGAUUUGACUUUACAUUGUGCCAAGAAAGAGAGUGAAGAGUAUAUUAACAAGAAAUCUGAAAUCGGUGUAGAUGUAUAAAUGUCUAAUAGGCUGAACUGUAGUCUAGUAGGACACCAUUGUAUUGGUCAGUAUUUUUAUUUAAAUUUACUGUGUGCAUUAGAGUUACCCCAAAAUUAUAGGAUUAAAUGCCUCGUUUAGUAUGUAAAUUCUGUUAAUAGUUCCAUUGAAAAAAUGGGAGAGUUCUGUCGAGCUUGUACCAGUAGAGACAAGCCCAAAUUCUUCGCUCUCUGUGAUAAAUUGAGACAUUCCUCUAAGAAAAUUGGGGUAAGGGACACCCCUAGAAAGGUUGAGUAUUGGCAGAAUGUUUAAAAAGCAGGGAAGGAGGGAAAGAGAUUGAUGAGAUUGAGUAGGUAUUUGAAUGAAAGCCAUAUGGCGCUAUUUACAGGCUGCAGAGAAUACAAUGCCUAAAAAUCCCCAAACCAGCAUGCAGACUCCCAGAGGGAAUACUGCUUCAAUCCCACAAGUCUUUCAACACAUCAAUCUUUGUAGAAAUUGGAUGGCCAAUGAAGCGAAUUCUUGUUUGCGCCAAGAAAUUGUUUUGGUCCCCGUAAACUGGGCUAAGAAUAAGCAGUCAGCAUUACCAAGAGUGUUAAGUAUGUCACAUUUGAUGGACCCUUACCAGGUGGAAGCUUUUUGUGCAGAGAAAUAGAAAUAGAAUCCUCCUGCUAUCGGUUUGGCUGCAACAUUCCAAUGAGGGAUAGGAUCAUUCCAACAGAGAAAGGGGAAAUUUUUUUUCCCCCGUCUCAAUAUUUUAAAAACAAUUCCCAUUGUCACAUUUUGCAAAUCAGGUAACUAAUAUAAAACCUUGGCUUUUCCUUCUUUUUUAUUUUAGAUUGGGGAUAAUCCCUGCCCCUUCCCCCCAAAUCCUGGAAAAUUGACUAAUGUUAAGUGUGAGUAAAAGGUUCCCACCUUUUAUUUGGGAAAAUACUUGAAUUUUUUUUCCUUUUUCUUUUUUGUUUAGUGCUAGGUAGCGUUUGUGAAGAUUUGACCUUGAAAAUGUACAGCUUGGGUAAUGUGAGGAUUGGAAUUACUUUAAACCCUAGUUUAUUUGGACUGGUUUCAAAAUCCCAAGUAGAUUCUUAUAUUGAUUUUCGUUUUCCACAAUGCCGUGGGCCUUGGGGGAAUAAAAAGGCUCUUAAACCCUCAGGUUUUUAACUUGGAGAAAUGGGCAAUUUGCACCUUUUAGGGAGCAACAGGCUGUUAAGAAUUUCAAAAUAAACUGCUCAAGAAAGUGUACCCAUCAGUGAUUGUAGCGAGACCAUUAUUUAAGGUCGCCCAGUGCCAAAGAGAAGUAGGCUUCUGUAAGCGCAGAAUGUCCUGUAGGCCAAUUUGCAGGGGAGCAUUUUUACUGCUCUUCCUUCAGCCGUUGCUCAGCCCACUUGCUCCUCAACCUCCUUGAAUCCAUGGCACCUUUCAGUUGGCCAUCAUCUUGGGGUCUUGUUGUGGUUAUCCACACACCCAUACCAUUCACGCUAAUGCAAGCGUGUUCCCGAGCGUGUGUUUGUGCACCGAACUGAGCUUCGGCCCGGCUCGCCAAGCGUAGACUGACGACACUUUUUAAGCAGGAACUUACGACUCGUCCAUUUUGACGUGAUCCUAAAUCAGGAAAUAUUUAAAUGACAAAUUACUCAAAUGUGUUUCGUCACUGCACAUUUGUGUGUAUGCUUGUGUGUAUAAAAAAUUGGAAAAAAAAUGUCCAUGCUAAUGUCUCUAUAAAUGUUCACGCAUCCUGUCUAUAUAUGUGGGUCUAUUUUCAAUAUGCAGAUAAUAAAGAUGGGGGAAGGUUUCUGUUUUUUUCUUAAUAGGUGAAGAAAUCUUGAAGACCCGAGAUUGGAUCUUAUUGUUUUGGCUUUUUGUUUUUGUUUUUGUUUUUUGUUUUUAAAGUAAUUGGUCGUCUUUGGAAGAUGGAUCUUCUGUUUUGCAGCCCGUUUGGGUUUCAAGUUCAUCUUUAAAUGAACUGUUGGGUUUUUUUGUUUGAUUGGAUUUUUUUUUUUUUUAAAGAAAAUUAAACCUGGCUCUCUCCAGUCUGACAGAGCUUAUUGAAAUGGACUCAUCCUUCCAGUAGCUGGGAGAUGUUUAAAAAGUGCAGCCUGUAUUUGACUUGUGGCUGAGAGGUGUUUCCUUGGCAGUGUGAGGAGGAAAAUUCGUCCUCCCCCUUUAUUAUUAAUUCAUGGAUUGAGUGUUGGUUCGACCUACAGGAGUGAUAAAUUGGAACUCAUUGAAGAUAGACACUGCUGUUGGGGUCAGCCAGAUGUGUUUCUUUUAAAGAAGAUUUCAUUGGUUGAAUUGCCUGUGGAAGAUUGAUACCAUUGGAGAAGAACUAAAGCUGAAACCCAUCCAGAGAAAUCAGAGGGUUUGAGCAGCCCUUGAUCUGGGGUUCUGGCCAGCAUGUCUAAUCAGGGAGAGGACUGCUACUUUUUUUUCUAUUCAACAUGUACCAAGGGAGACAGCUGCCCGUUCCGUCACUGUGAAGCCGCGCUAGGAAAUGAAACGGUUUGCACAUUGUGGCAAGAAGGACGCUGCUUUCGGCAGGUCUGCCGGUUCCGGCACAUGGAAAUCGAUAAAAAGCGCAGUGAGAUUCCUUGUUACUGGGAAAAUCAGCCAAUGGGAUGUCAGAAAUUGAAUUGUGCUUUCCAUCACAUUAAAGGACGUUAUGUUGAAGGUCUUUUCCUACCUCCAAGCAAGACUGUGCUCCCCAGUGUGCCCGAAGCAGCGGAUGAGGAGGUGAAGACAGCCCCGCUCUCUCUCCCGCAGAACAAGCUGUCUGUCCAGUCGAACCCCUCCCCUCAGCUGCGGGGUGUGAUGAAAGUGGAAAGUUCCGAAAACGUUCCCAGCCCUACCCAUCCCCCGGUGGUGAUCAACGCCGCGGAUGACGACGAAGAUGAUGACGACCAGUUUUCUGAGGAGGGCGAUGAAGCUAAAACGGCCAUCCUACAGUCAACUCCCGAAGCCCAUAAUGGAUUGCGGAUAACUGCUACCCGGAAACCUGGGGUCAACCUGAAGCAAUCUGAUGGUUUGAAUUUUGGAAUAAAAACCCUCGAAGAAAUCAAAUCCAAGAAAAUGAAGGAAAAAUCCAAGAAGCAAGGUGAAGGUCCAUCAGGAGGGUCCGUUCACGUCCUCCAAACCCAUCCUAUUCCAGGCCCCGAGAAGGAGAAUGUCCGGACCGUUGUGAGGACGGUGACCCUGUCCAGCAAGCAAGGAGAAGAGCCCUUGGUUCGACUGAGUCUUGCUGAGAGAUUGGGGAAGCGGAAAUUCUCGAUAGGUGACGGUGCACCUCCAGUGAAGCGCAGUCUUGCUCAAAGACUUGGAAAGAAGGUUGAAGCUCCGGACGUGGACACUGAGCAAGUUUCCCCGAAAGGACAGGCCGCUAAGACCGGAGAGAUCCGUGUGAAGACGCUAGAAGAGAUCCGUCUCGAGAAAGCCAGCCAGAGGAGAGAUCAGCAAGCCAAAGCCAAGAGCGAAGGGCCCGGUAGAGCCGAGGAUCCCAGCCCGGGAUCCAGGGGCGGUUCGGCAAUCCGAAUUAAAACCUUCUCCGAGGUCCUGGCUGAAAAGAAACACCGGCAGCAGGAGGGCGAGAAACAGAAAACGGAGCAAGAAAGCCCCCCGACCAAGCCGAGAGGCGAGGGUGAGCCCAAGAAGCAGGUGAUCCAGCUUCCCUCCCCCGCUGGCAGAGGGCAGCCCGAGGAGCCCGUAGGCAAGGCCAAGCCCGCGCCGGAAGUCCGCGUCAAAACCCUGGAGGAGAUCAAGCGAGAAAAGGCUCUGAGGGGGCAGCAGAGCUCCGAGCCCGCCGCGGCCCAGGCCCGGCCCGAAGCCACCUCGGCCGGGAGGAGACCCCUCCGCCUCGCCAAGAGAGCAGGUGCCAAGGAAGAGAGGAAACUCCGUGAAGCAGGCGACUCCUCCUCUCAGAACGGCAGUCCGAGGUUCGAGGCUCUGGAGGUUUCUCCCCAACCUUCAGGAGAGCCCUUGGCUGAUGCCCCUUCUCAAGUCCAGGUGAAAACAUUUGAGGAAAUCAUGAGAGAGAAGCGCCUGCAGAAACUGCAGGAGGCAGAAGCCUCACAGAAGGAGAAGGCCGCAGCCGUAAACCCCCGGGAAGAAGCCACGGGCAAGAGCGCCGCAGCGGUGGAGAAGCCCAAACCCACCCCCGUUCCGGGGGUGCCCCGCCAGCAGACGAAGAGGCCGCCUACGAGGCCGCCCCAGAAAACAGAAGCGGAAAACCCCAGCGCCGAGGAAGCGGUGUCGAACGCGAAGUGUGCAGCCCAGUCCCUGGAGAGGAGAGGCAAAGCCAAACCCAAGGUGAACGUGAAGCCAUCCGUGGUCAAGACGAUCGCGGCCCCCAAGCUCGCAACUAAACGCAAGGCGGCAGAGAGUCACCCUGCCGUCGUUGCGGCCGUGAAGCCCCUCAGCUCCAGCGGCGCCCCGCCCGAGAGCCUCUCCAAGAAGGCGGCCGUGGCUGCCGGUCCCAUUCUUUCGGAUGACAAACCGGUCCCGGCGGUCGAGUCCGAGAAACGCAAGGACAGUCCCCAGCUGCCUCCGAGCCAAGCCCCUCCAGCUCUCCCAGCCCCCGAAGUGUCGAGCCCCACCUCCUCGCAGGCCCCAGCGGCGAAAACCCGCCGCCUUAGCUCCGCCUCCUCAGCUGGGAAGACCCCCGUUUCCGUGGAGGAUGACUUCGAGAAACUCAUCUGGGAGAUCUCGGGGGGCAAACUGGAGGCCGAGAUCGACUUGGAUCCCGGCAAGGAUGAAGACGACCUCCUGCUUGAGUUGUCUGAGAUGAUUGACAGCUGAGGGCAGCGGCCCCUAUCUCUCAUGUCCCCCGUCUUCUCCCCCCAACUCCCCCCCCCCCCAAAAAAAACUGCACCCUUAUAUUUUAUCCAUUUUAGCAUCUCCCUUAAAGUUGCCCUUUUUCCAAGACAGGCCAGGCCCCAGAUUUUAAAGUACACCGCAGCAGCGUCUGCCCUUGGACCGAUUUCCCAUCGGCGGGUCCGUUUAGCCAUCGUGGCAGUUGGAUGCCGCGGGCUCUGAGCUUCUUCGGGAUAAAGUGAAUGGCUUUAUUACAGUCCAGAAGUUAAAGGGGGUGAAGAGGGGACACGAGGGAGUCUUGUACAUCAUUGUAGUUUUGCCCCGUUUCUUUGGUUUUUACUUGUUUCGUGUAUGUGCGCUUUGUCUUAACUCGCUUAGGGCUCCCUGAAUUAAAAAGGAAGGAGACAGCUGUUACCAUUAGGGACCAAACUUCAUGCUGCCCAUGAGCAGAGUCUUCCCAGCCUGUGCUACCCUGUCCCUUUUUUUGUUGGGUUUUUUUUUCCCCCCGUUAUUUUCAUGUGUUUAAGAUACUCGUUUAACCGGAGAGGUGCCCAGCGGCUCCUGGGAGGAAGCGUGUCGGACUGGGCCGGACACCUCCUCUGCCUUCCCCUUCCCCUGCCCAAGUCUUACUUUACGGUAGCUGUUGCCGCCGCUCCUCCGACCGUCCCGGAGGAGCGUCGGACGACGGAUUCGUAGGAUAAAAAGCAACCGCCUCGAAAAGUGCCUCGGACGUCCCAGGAACCGCUCGGCUGCCAGCGCUCCCCCGGAUCCUCCGAUCGCGUCGGGGCCGGGCCGAAGGAAGGUUUCCCCACCUGCCUCGUCCACCCUCCGGAUUCUCUGCUGCGGUCGAGGCAGCGGCCAACCUGGAAGAGCGGGACACCUCCCUGGCCCCUGACCUCAGCAGCCCCCGACCCCCGUGCUCUCCGUUUCCGGCCCCCGACCGCCGAGGAAGGCGCGCGAGCCGCAGGCUGCCCGUCCGAGGCCGUGCCGUGGCAGUCGAUUGAAUCCCGGUGGAGCGAGGGGCGGAAAGGCUCGGAGAGGUGCCGGAGGCCGGGUCUUGCCUACCAGCCACCUCUUCCCACUCCUCCGAAGCCGCCCCCCCCCGUCUGAGGAUUGAACUUCCCGUUUCCGUCGUCGGUCCGUUAUCACCUCAAGGCGUAUGCUAGGAAAGCGUACUCAGACCUGCGUUCUCAGAAGGAGAAAUACGACGUUGUAAAUAUUUGUGCGCGUUCAGUCUUUUGAAGAGACAGACAGGCGUGUCUCAUUUUGAUAACUCCCCGUGAGCGGAGUCUCGGUUCCCAGGGGGUAAACUGAGCCACCGCCAUCGACUCCUAAAGAACUGCUGUUGUAGGCAGCUCAUCGUGAGGGGAACUCGAUGGAAUCUCGCGAGAGAGCAGGAAGCAGAUCAGAAGACUUCCGCCUUGGCGAGGCCCGUUCGCUUUCGCGUAACGUGGUGACUCUCCAAGAUCUAUAAAUAAAAUGUGUAUAUAGAGGCGUCCGUCGGCGGGGCGGGGGAGCCUGGAUGAAGGGAUGGCCCUUCCAAAAGACAGCGCAUGGAACAUUUUCAGGACCAGCUUCCCCCUUCCUCUCCCGCCAUUUCACGCUUGGGACCCGAGCCUGCCGAUCUCAUCUCCCUUUUGUAAAUAACUAUUUUAUUCUCGUUUUCUAAGAUUUUGUUUGUAUCCUAUUUAAGGCACUUGUAUUAGUCUGUGGAUCGGAAUCACUCACGUUCAGCGUUACUUGAACUGCCGACUGCUACAGAGAAGAAUAUACUUAAUUUGUGUUUGGAAUAAAAACCAGUGUAAGCGAU